Penicillium argentinense is the source of this 600-nucleotide messenger RNA. Its product is annotated as acetyltransferase. The record is from RefSeq and is a predicted model, not a curated record. NCBI's taxonomy places the organism in Eukaryota, Fungi, Ascomycota, Eurotiomycetes, Eurotiales, Aspergillaceae. The transcript is spliced from 2 exons. The coding region runs from base 1 to 600 and encodes 199 amino acids. Gene Ontology annotation, molecular function: acyltransferase activity, transferring groups other than amino-acyl groups.
AUGCCAGCACCCUCGUCUCUCAAGCUUGAACCCUUGACUGUGGAUGAUUUGCCAGCUCUCACAGACCUUUGGUUCGCAGCGUUCUCGGACCCAGAACUACGUCGCGUCUUCCCCAACACACCAGCAGUCCGCCAAUGGUUAACAGAUGCCAACUACCGCGAUUUCACGCAGAAGCCCUUUCAGAAAUACGUUAAGGUGAUUGAUACCGAGUCAAACGACCACCACGGCCGACCGCGCAUAGCAGCGUAUGCGAAAUGGGACACAUCGAUGCCGGAAGAUCGUGGCGACCGCUACCCACCAUGGCAUGAAGAGAUGCCUAAAACGCUAUGCGACAAAUUCUUCCAGAAAGAAGAGGAAAAUCGGAAACGCGUUAUGGGUGAUAAAAAACAUUUUUAUCUGGACACUGUCGCUACCCAUCCUGACUAUCAACGACGAGGAGCUGGAUCGAUGCUUGUUAAAUGGGGCUGCGAGCUAGCUGAUGUCGAGGGUGUUGCCGCAUAUGUGGAUGCUAGCAAAGAUGGCGCGCCUUUGUAUGCGAAGUUUGGGUUUGUGGAUUUCAGUAACCUCGGUGACGAGAUUGCUUCGAUGGCGAGAACUUAG